Messenger RNA from Nomascus leucogenys (northern white-cheeked gibbon), 3740 nucleotides. RefSeq lists its product as uncharacterized. The transcript has a single exon. The record is from RefSeq and is a predicted model, not a curated record. Lineage: Eukaryota; Metazoa; Chordata; Mammalia; Primates; Hylobatidae. Bases 324 to 992 code for a protein of 222 amino acids.
CUGUAGAAAAUCAAGAGUGAGGAAGAAAAGGGUUGCACUUUAAGCAGCUGUAGUCAUUCAACUGAAACUAGCUGCGACUCAAGGCUCUAAGCAAGAAACCAGUCCAGGCAACGCCCCCCAGAAAUACAGAAUGAUUCACCCUUUCCUAAACGUCAGAUCCCUUAGCACUACAUCUGUGUUCCUAACACUACAAAAUUUAAAGAGCAAUUGGACAAACCCAGGGUAAAGGGCCAUUUGCAGUUGGAGAAAAAGAGAUACUUCCCCUCCCGUAAAGCAUCCAGGUGACUGUGACCAGCACCGUGAGGCAGCUCAGUGUCCACGGUAUGUCUUCCCAUCUGCUCCUGAUGGCCCUGACAGGCAGGUGGGUGCCCCCUGCCACGUUGGGGGUGCUGCACCAAGCACCUGGCUCAGCGUCUCUACUGGUUUGCCCAGUGCUGCUUUGUUAUGGCGCCAGGGCUGGGAUGGGGCCAGCCACCCCCACCGGUAUGCUGACUCCUCCACUGACACAGUCACUCCAGGAACACCGAAGCCUCAGAGUCUCAGGUGCCUUUUUCUUCCAAAUAUGGCUGGCAUCUCCCAACGCGCUCGACCCAAGCCCAGAUCACAUGCAGCUCCCAGGCCGGCACUGUUCUGACAGCAUAUGGCCAUUUGGGACGGAUCCCCCCGCAGCUGCUGCCCUCGCCGUCAGCAAGGUGGAUGCACACCCAGGGCUCGAAUCUUGUGGGCUCAGGUCCUGCGGGCUGCACCAGCCCCUGGCCACGGUUCCCCUGCACAACGGGAACGACAGGAUGAAUUUCAUGUUUUCAGAGAGCAGAGUUUUGCUUCUUUCUAAAAAUGUAUUUAGUUAUUUUGGUUCUAAAAAUGCAAGGAAAGAGCCCUAUAUCUGGAUCCAACCACAUUGCUUCUCUCUGAGUCUUCGAGAUUUACAGCAUAUAAAUUACAAGCAGCCUGAGAAAGGGGAAUUACCCCCAGCUGUCAGCUCAGACAACUGAGGCCCAGGUAGGUGGCUGAUCCAAGAUCGACAUAUACUAUAUGGAUGAGCUCCCUCUGUAAAUACACAAUUACUAGGAGGGCUGUACUGAUGGGGUACAAGGGCUGUGAAAAAACUCAAGAAGUUGUGACAGCAUCCACAGUGCUACCCCGCAUGGCAGCACUGGCCAGGCCCUGGCUCCCCGCGAAACUGAAGGCUUCUCAUUCUCAGGGCAUGUGAAAUAAGAAGUGUCAGAUGGAUAUGAAAACUAACAGGAACAAUACUGCCAAAAAUCAUCUAACAUGUACCCCGACCUCCCUGUCCAGCUAUUUUCCGUUCCUGUCUAGCAGGCUGGGUCUCGAAGGAUGUCGGGGAGGCUGUGUCAAAAACAGACUCACACACGGGAAUGCUAUUCAUGAUCCAUGGCAGAGUGUCGGCCUCCAGGAGGCUCAGGACCCAGGUCCCAUCUGCACCUUGCCCCAGUGUGGACCUCGCAUCCCUAACCAAACCCACGUCUCCAGGGGCCAGCCGGAGAGCCCUUUCCUGACUGAAGACAGCAUUAGCCCGCAUCCCGCCGUGCUGCCAGCCAAAGGGGUGUCCACGUGGCAGGUCAGGAGCCACUUUCCCUCUGAGAUGACACAGGAUGCAGCCUAGGCACAUCCUGAAACCAGUCUCAAGAGUGUGUGCAAAUAUGAUUCAUGAAAUACCAGCAAAAUGUCUUAAAGUUCCUAACCUGGGGAACCGAUACAUCCCUCCUAACGAUGGUCUAGACAAGUAUUUUUAGAAGCUCUUAAUGAUAACAUUUCUUUCUGGAUUUGUAUAGAUUUAGUCAUUAGAAAGUCUUCAGAGUCUUCAAAGAGUUGAAAUUAGACCCCUCGCCCCAACUGAAGACAUUCUUUCCUAUGACCUUUUGUGUGAGGGUCAAAGGAAUUUUUUUUUUGAGACAGGGACUUACUCUGUUGCCCAGGCUGGAGUACAGCAGCGCAAUCUUGGCUCACUGCAGCGUCAACUUCCUGGGCUCAAGUGAUCCUCCCACUUCAGCCUCACGAAUAUCCUACAAGCAUGCACUACCGUGCCCAGCUAAUUUAUACAUUUUUUGUAGAGAUGGGGUUUUGCCAUGUUGCCCAGCCUGGUCUUAAACUCUUGAGCUCAAGCUAUCCACCCAUCUUGGUCUCCAAAAGUGCUGGCAUUACAGGUGUGAGCCACUGUACUUGGCCCAAAGGAAUUUUUAAUGAUGAGUUGGUCCAUUUUAUUGGCUGAAAACACACCUGUAUUAUCCCAGUUUGUUUAGGGACAGUGGGGUCAAGAGAUGGCCAUGAACAGACAGUAAAAAAUAAGACACCACAACCUCAUAAUAAACACCACAUAUGACAUGGCUGAAAAAUGCAGGUGUGAGGGGAAGUGUGUAGGCUUUCCUCAUCACUUCAGGAACGUCUGUCCAACUGCACACACACACGCUCGCACGUCACACGGCCACUGACAACAGCAGACAUGGGUGGGCUCAUCAGGCACCACAGCCUCCCUGGGAGUGAGCUCGGACAGUGUUCCGCAGCCUGCUUGCCUGCACGUGACCCCAUGGGCGUGCAUUUAGGAACACCCACAAGAAGAGGGUGGGCCUCCUCCCACUGCCUGAGUUCACCCGCUCUGUGGGGCAUAGAUGCCCUCAUUUCCCCAGCUCUUCCCAUGCACAUGCAUUUAGGACACUCCCAAGUGUUUAUGAUACCAACAAGGUUGCAAUGGACACCCUUAGAUGUGCGUGCACAAGCUCCUCUGUAGAGAGGAUUUCUCUAGGGCGGGGAGUUGCCAGGAAGACGUUAUGAGCCCCAAUGCCAACUGGUAACAGGUGAGUGCCCUCCGGAGGGGCUGCCCUAAGACCCCGCCGUCCCGAGAGCCCUGUGUCCCCACGUUCCAACCAGGUCGUACUUAGCGUUUACCUUCUGUCAAUCUGAAGAAACGGCACCCUGAAGACCAGUGGUUGCCGGGACUGGGGUAGGGAGGGCUGAACACAGAGCAGAGGAUUUCCAGGGCAGUGAACCUACUCUGCGUGAUGCUGCAGUGGUGGACAACGCUGCGAUACAUUUGCCCAAACCCACAGAAGCACGGCACCAAGAGUACGCCCCAGUGGACCCUGAGUGAUGAGGGAGUGUGGACCCUGGGCAAUGAGGGACUGUGGACCCUGGGCAAUGAUGACAGGCCCAUGCAGGCUCACUGACUGUAACAAACACACCACUCCAGGACGGGGCUGAUGGGGGGUUGGGGGUGCUGUGUGUGUGUGGGAGGAGGGGUACAUGGAAAAUUCCGUACUUUUCAUUCAAUUUUGCAGUGAACCUAAAACUGCUCAAAAAAUAAAGUCUAUUAAUAAAACAGUGCCUUGUUUUAAUAGGCAAUCUUAGUUGCUAAUGAGGCUAACUUAUAUGUGUACGAGUUUAUUGUUUAUUUCUUUUUCUGUGGGCUGCCUGUUCAUGUUCUUUGAACAUCUUCUAUUGGGUUGGUUAUCUUUUUCUUAAUUCAAUAAGAAAUCUUUGUAUUUUAAGAACAUUAAUUCUUAGUCAUAUAUACAGGAAUUUUUCCCCAAUUUUUCCUCCAUAAAUAUUUGAUACACAUAUUUCAAUGUGACAAAAGUUAUUAAACUGUACCAUUUUAUUUAUUAUGGUAACUUCUGCCUUUGUGGCAUGCUUGGAGAGGCUUUCUCCACUGCAAAGUAAUAAAACUAUUCUACUGCUUUUUAUCUUGGAGGUUUAUAGUUUCAUUUUCAUGGUGAAAUUCCCAU